UAUUCGUAAUUUUCCUUCAGAAAUAUCCCUAUUUCAGCAUAAGGCUGACAUUUAGGUAGAAAAGCAUGGAGUUGUGGACCCUGUUGCUGGGAGCGUUGCUGCUCCUCGCCCUCUAUACCUGGAUGAACCACCCCAGUAGAGACGGCCUUCCCCCGGGCCCGACCGGCUGGCCUCUUGUCGGCAGCGUGCAUCUCAUCAUCAACAAGCAUCCUUACAAAGUUUUCCACGAGCUGUCGAAGAAGUACGGAAAGAUCUUCAGCAUCCAGAUGGGCUCAUACCGGAUCGUGGUGCUGAACGACUUGGACUCCAUAACGCAAGCGUAUGCGCGGCAGGGCGAUAUGUUCAGCCACCGACCGAAGGGGCCUCUCGUGUCAAAAGUCCUCCAGAACAAAGGCGUCGUGGGAAGCGAGGGCGAGCUGUGGAAGGAGCACCGGCGGUUCCUCCUCCAGAAGAUGAGGGACCAGGGGAUGGGGAAGAAGACGUUCGAGGAGAAGAUCCAGAUGGAGGCGGAGGAGCUCCUGGAAACCUUCAAGUCGAUGGCCGGGAAGCCUUUCGAUCCCCACAAGGAGCUGGGUCGAGCCAUCUGCAACAUCGUCUGGAGCGUGACGUGCGGAGAUCGCUUCCAACAAGGGGAUCAGAAGCUCGACUGGCUCGCGAGCGCUCUCGAGGCCAACAUGGAGUUCAUAAAUCUCACUGGAGCACUCAACUACUUCCCCAUUCUCCAGUUCGGCUUCCUCCUUAAAAAGAAUCCUGAGCUAUGGGAUAAUGAGAAAAGUGGUGGAAUCCUGAGCCCCACUCGAGGCAGAGCUGAAUUCGGGUCCUGGCAAGAAGGGGAAGAAGACUGGGUCAUAGGAUUGAUGUGGAUGCCCCUCUUGAGCCACAUGAGACAAGCCUGGCAGAGAGUCCUCGCCCUCCGAAAAUUCUUCCAGGAAACGCUGCAGUCGCACAAGGUGAAGGUAGAAGAGGCAGACAAAGACGAGGACAUCAUCUAUUCCUAUCUCCAGCAACAGGCCAAGCACGAGAAGGAAGGCAUUCCUACCACAUUCACAGACGACCAGAUCUGGUCGGUGAUCGGGGAUCUGUUCGCGGCGGGGAUGGAGACGACGACGACGGGGAUGCGGUGGUGCAUGCUCCUUCUGGCCAUCAAUCCUCACAUCCAGGAUGAGAUCUUCGAGGAGAUCCAGGCUGUCUGCUCGGGUGGGCACCUCAGAGACGAGUUCCUUCAAGUGAAAUUCGGCUCCGACAGUUACGGGGACCGAACGAAGAUGCCCUACACUGAGGCGACGAUCGCCGAGCUCCUCCGCUGGGUCUGCAUCGUGCCGGUCCUGAUGCACGGUACGCCCGAGGCGACGACGCUCAAGGGAUACCGCAUCCCGAAGGAGACGAUGGUCGUGGGGAACAUCUGGGCGAUCCACCGCGACGAGGCCGUGUUCGCGGAGCCGGAUCGGUUCGACCCCUCCCGAUUCCUGGAUCCGCAGCGGAAACUCGUCAACACGGACAAAGUCAUCGGAUUCGGCGUCGGUAGGAGAAGCUGCCUCGGAGAGGGUCUGGCCCGAAUGGAACUGUUCCUCUUCAUCACGAACAUCGUGAAGCACUUCCGCAUCGAAUAUCCAGCGGGGAGGCCGAGCCCCAACCUGAUCGGGAAGCACGCGCUCACUUAUCUGCCGCAGGAAUACGAGAUCAUGCCUGCGAGAUUAUGGCAUGUUGGCCAGAAAGCAGGACUGAUAUCAUCCAAGUUCUCAGGUCAUGAGGCUGGGCUCUUGGCUGGAUUGGGUUUAGGUCAUGGUUUGCGAAGGCAAAAGAGAUCUGCGAUUAAGCCCAUCAGAAGGCAUCUUCAUUCCAUCCUUGCCAGCAUUCCUGCCUACCAUGUCCCUCUCAUCAGGGACCGAUAUCCUGAGGUGAGAAGGAAGGAAUUUGCAAGGCUGACAGAUGAUGACAUCCAGAAAUUUCAUUCCAUUUUACGGAAUGACACUGAAAGAGUGAUCACAGAUGAGAGUACCCUAGAAACAUACAGUUGUGAUUGGCUCAAAGCUCUUCGAGGGGAAAGUCCACUGCUCCUCUUCCCAGAAACAUCAGAGGAGCUGUCUAAUAUCUUGAAGCAUUGCUAUCACCGCAACCUUGCUGUGGUACCUCAGGGUGGGAACACAAGCAUGGUUGGUGGCUCCAUCCCCAUCUUUGAUGAGAUCAUUGUCAACACAAAACGCAUGAAAGAUAUUCUCCUUGUGGAUGAUACAGCUGGAGUGGUGAUGUGCGAGGCUGGCUGCUCCCUGCAGGAGCUGGAUUAUGCCUGCAGCCGGAGAGGUCUGUAUUUCCCCAUGGAUUAUCACCUGAGGGAAGCUUUGAUCGGAGGAGUUCUUGCAGCCGACAUGGGAGGCCCCCGUACUGUCCGCUAUGGCACGCUUCAUGGCAAUGUCCUUGGUCUAGAAGUGGAACAAUCUGCAAAGAGACCAAAAGAUUCAUCAUUAGAGGUAGAUUAG
This is a messenger RNA of Darwinula stevensoni, 2477 nucleotides long. Lineage: Eukaryota; Metazoa; Arthropoda; Ostracoda; Podocopida; Darwinulidae. The record is from the annotation of a GenBank genome assembly.